Messenger RNA from Alternaria burnsii, 447 nucleotides. RefSeq lists its product as uncharacterized. The coding region runs from base 1 to 447 and encodes 148 amino acids. NCBI's taxonomy places the organism in Eukaryota, Fungi, Ascomycota, Dothideomycetes, Pleosporales, Pleosporaceae. The transcript has a single exon. The record is from RefSeq and is a predicted model, not a curated record.
AUGUAUGCUCAUAGCUCUGGACUAUGGCUUCGGAGAACAUACAGUCAUGAUCAGGUGGCUGACGUUCACUGUGUUGCUGUACGCUCUCCCGACGACCUGCAAGACAUCGUUAUCACCUAUCCCAGUGAUCAUCUGCAUGCAAAUGACCUGGCUAGUCUGCUGCCUGGCCUCUCUCCAAAAGAUUUCUCCUCUUUGGCUGCCAGCACCACCACGAUUGUGCAUAACGGUGCUACAGUUUCUUUCCUCCAACCUUACGCUUCUCCCCAUGCAGCGAAGGUAACGUCGAUUAAAGAGCUCAUUUAUCUAGUAACACCCCGCCGAAUUCCGUUUUACUACGAAUCUACAGCCGGCGUUGCCGAGCUAACAAGUCUGUCGUCGCUGCGCGAGAAGUCAGUAGCGGAACGCAUUCCGCCAGCGGGUGCGAGUGGAUAUACGACAAGUAAAUAA